GUUAAGCCCUCGGUCGAAGAAGAGAUCUAUAACCAGCUCAAGCCUAUUGAUAAACCCAGCUUUUUGUUUGGCAAAUGGGAUGGUGGUUUUUUGAAUGAUGGCCAUGCUGAAAUUCCAGGCUUGAAGGAAAUUCGCUGGGUCGGCAUCAAUUUCUUUUCGGAAAGAGAUGUGGAGCCAGUAGUUGUAUUAAAUGAUGCGGGAGAGCAUGUUUGGUACGAGAAGCUAGGACGUGCACAGCUACGUCAAAUAGUAUUUCGUGGCGUUUUAUCCACAGCCAUGGUAUACGAUGAUAAUCCUACCAUUGACCAUAUGCGCUAUGUCAACGAUGACUUGGUGAUGGGUGCUUCAGAUAUCAAGGGAUCGGAGGAAAAUGGCAUUUUUUACUUUUUCUUGCAACGAAAAAAGGAUUAA
Molecule: messenger RNA, 411 nt
Organism: Zychaea mexicana
Lineage: Eukaryota; Fungi; Mucoromycota; Mucoromycetes; Mucorales; Lichtheimiaceae
Exons: 2
Source: RefSeq, a predicted model, not a curated record